CAGUUCGGUAUUGUCUGUUGAAAUUUACAGUCGUUUCAGUCGCUUACAUCGGAACGCCCAUGUAAUUUAUUCAGAUUUCCCGUUGUUAGUUUAUAACAAAUGCGGUGCGAUAUUUCGCAGUGAUUCGUGUUAAAUUUGUGCAAUCGGAAAAGGGACUUAAAAGAGAAAACUGAUACAAGCCUUCGCGAGCUGAGAGAAUGAGUGACCGCGGUAGGAUGCAUAACGAGCGGCAUCGUAGUCGCAGCCACGGCCAUAACAGCCGCUGGUCCGGUGCGGCUGCGUCGCUGGACCGCGAUCGCAAUGGCUCCAACUACCAUCGCGUGCGUAGACCGAUACCACUGCGCCCCGUCAACCCCAGGAACGGAUUACGUGGAGACGUCUUCUACGAGGGCCGGGAGAACUACCACCCGGCUAGGGCUCCUGUGCGUCGUGCAACGUUCUACAACGCUGGAAACUACAUGCCUGGGCUGAGAGAGGAUGAUUUUAAUGGUCGCCUUCAAGGACCGCAAGGAAGGCAACGGAGAUCAGGAAGUGCACAUGGCGCAAGAGGUGCAUUUGGAGCCGGAGGUGCUUAUGGCGCAAGACCUGCAUAUGGCAGAGGAGCUGAAUAUGACGUUGAAGACGCAUUUGGCAGAGUACCUCCUCCUCCAUACGGCGCAGGAGAUGCAUUUGCCGCAGGAGUUGCAUUUAACACCGGAGAUGCAUGCUGCGCAGAAGCCUGCGCGACUACCGUCAAGUGCGCGACUUCCAAUAUGUGCGCAACUACCAUGUGCGCCACUACCACCAAGUGCGUGACUACCAACAACUGCGUGACUACCAUCUUGUGCGCGACUACCAUGUAG
This is a messenger RNA of Papilio polytes (common Mormon), 842 nucleotides long. RefSeq lists its product as uncharacterized. NCBI's taxonomy places the organism in Eukaryota, Metazoa, Arthropoda, Insecta, Lepidoptera, Papilionidae. The transcript has 4 exons. Bases 198 to 842 code for a protein of 214 amino acids. The record is from RefSeq and is a predicted model, not a curated record.